AUGACAAAUAAGACAUCGAGCAAAGAAGAUGUGAAAUUCAUCAGCUGGUUAAAGCAACCUCUUGGACAGAAGCCUCAGGUUGUUGCAAGAAAGUCACAUUACCAAUCAGAUGCUAUAUUUUCAUAUGAGUUUAAAAACAGCACACGUCUCAGUGCUAACGCCACUCAGGGAAAAUUUUACCUGACUAUCUCACAAGUAGAGGCGUCUGAUUCAGCAACUUACUACUGCACUACUGUAUUCUACAGUGAGAUAAGUUUUGAAGAUGGAACUACUUUAAUAGUGAUGGAGUCCCAGAGCAGGACAAUAGUACUCCAGCAGCCCGAAUCUGAGUCAGUGCAGUCAGGAGACUCUGUGACUCUGCAGUGUACAGUACACACUGAGACCUGUGCAGGAGAACACAGUGUGUACUGGUUCAGACAGGCCUCAGGAGAGUCCCCUCCAGGAAUCAUUCACACCCAUGGACACAGGAGUGAUGAGUGCCAGAGGAGCUCUGGGACUGUGUCUCCCACACAGAGCUGUGUCUACAACUUCCCCAAGAGGAACCUCAGCCGCUCUGAUGCUGGGACUUAUUACUGUGCUGUGGCCACCUGUGGGGAGAUCCUGUUUGGGAACGGGACCAAACUGGAUGUUGAGGGAGCAAAAGCAACGAGAAUUCCAGAGACAGUUCUGUUCUGGUAA
This is a messenger RNA of Conger conger (European conger), 678 nucleotides long. RefSeq lists its product as uncharacterized. The coding region runs from base 1 to 678 and encodes 225 amino acids. The record is from RefSeq and is a predicted model, not a curated record. Lineage: Eukaryota; Metazoa; Chordata; Actinopteri; Anguilliformes; Congridae. The transcript has 5 exons. Gene Ontology annotation, biological process: response to bacterium.